CGCGCGGCUCGGUGUCGUGACGUCGCGCUGUGAGCAGCAGCAGGAGCGGCGCGUGCACACGGUUACCGGCAGCGUUGAGCGAUGGUGGAGAGAGCAGGAGCACCGAGCAGAAGCAGUCCACAGGUGUUUAAUGAUGCAAACUAAAACUAGAGGGGAAAAAUCUGCAAUUAAAGAUCACAUGGAGUCAGAAUGAGCUGCUGGAUGUAACCUGGCUCCAUGAGUGCUAUGAAUGACUCCCUGGAUGAGACGCCCAGCCUCGGGGAGAAAGCCGCUAUAUUUCAGGGAACAAGUGGCAGUGGGAACAUCACUGGGUCGACCUUCAUCCCAUUACACUCACCCUUGCACCCGCCCAGUGCUGCUGUCCCCACGCUCCUCAAAGGAAAUAGGAAAAGUAGAGAGGUGGAUGAAGCAGAGAUGAGACCCGUCCCUAAUCCCUUCCCAGAGUUGCUGCCAUCCACUGUGUCAUUAGUGUCUGAAUGUCUGUUACCCUGGACCAAAACCAGUGCGACUCAGGUAAUCAAAGUGUACAGUGAAGACAACACCAGCCGUGCAGUGGAGGUGCCCAGUGACAUCACCGCCCGGGACAUAUGCCAGCUGUUCAUCCUGAAGAACCACUGCAUUGAUGACCACAGCUGGACCCUGUUUGAGCAGAUCCCACAUCUGAGUAUAGAGAGAACCAUAGAAGACCAUGAGUCGGUUAUAGAGGUUCAGUCCGGCUGGGGAAUGGACUCACACUGCUGUCUGUACUUCAGGAAGAAUUAUGCCAAAUACGAGUUCUUCAAAAAACCUCUUGACUUUUUCCCAGAGCAAAUGGUGUCAGUCUCCAGUGAAAGCAAUGGAAUCAUGAACCACUCACAACUUAUACAGACCUUUCUCAGUUCCAGCUCUUGUCCUGAGAUUCACGGGUUCCUUCACGCCAAAGAGCACGGCAGGAAAUCCUGGAAGAAGUUCUACUUUGUGUUACGAAGAUCAGGACUGUACUUCUCCAACAAGGGCACAUCAAAGGAACCCAGACACUUGCAGUUCAUUGCAGAGUUCGGUGACAGUGACGUCUACACGUUAUUAUCUGCCAAAAAAGUUUACGGCGCCCCGACAGACUACGGCUUCUGUGUGAAGGCAAGCAAGUCCAGUUCUGCACGUGACCUGAAGCUGCUCUGUGCAGAUGAUGAGCAGACCAGGACAUGUUGGGUUACAGCCAUGCGCCUCUUCAAGUAUGGUAUGCAGCUUUACCAGAACUUCACCCAGCCCUAUCAGAAGCAGAAGAGUUCUCCAAUGAGGAGCAUCUCGGAGAACUCGCUGGUGGCCAUGGACUUCUCAGGACACAAGAGUCGGGUGAUCGAGAACCCGUCAGAGGUGCUGUCAGUGGCUGUGGAGGAGGGCCUGUCGUGGAGGAGGAAAAGCUGCCACAGGCUGAGCUCUCAUGGGAGUCCGUCCGCCUCUCAGAGCUCUUUGUCCAGCAUAGCUAUCCAUGUGGCUCAGCCGUGGUUUCACUGCAAACUGUCCCGGGACGAGGCUCAGAAACUAAUCAGUCAGCAGGGCCUCAUCGAUGGGGUGUUUCUGGUGAGGGACAGUCAAAGUAACCCGAGGACAUUUGUCCUGUCACUGUGCCACACGCAGAAAAUCAAACACUUUCAGAUUGUUCCUGUUGAAGAGGACGGCGAGCUCUUCUACAGUCUGGACGACGGACACACGCGUUUCACUGACCUGCUGCAGCUAGUUGAGUUUUACCAGCUGAACAGAGGCAUUCUGCCCUGCAAGCUGAAACAUCACUGUGCCCGCAUCGCCCUCUGAACCGCUGCGGGACCUUCUGGACAUCAGCUUGUGCCUUGGACAGGAAACCGUUUCACUGUCCACUCCCUGAUGAGCAUUAGGGUCUGAACUCUAAGACUUUGAGAUGGACGAGCAUCACUAAAGAGACUGGACUUCAGCGAGGGAUGAUCGUCUGUGGUGCAGCAGUGUAGAUGGGAAUGUAUAAUGUACUGAUACAGAGACUCUCAGUGUGGAUGAGACCACCUUAUUAAGCUAUCAAACAAAACUGAUGUUUAACGGCAGACCUGGCUCUCUGUACGCUGUGAACAAAGUCAAGCCGGGUGCAUAUGCAACGAUUUACUGUCAUUUCACAGUUUAAUCUCGGGAAUAUUAAAUUAAAAUUAAAUUAAAUUUAUGCAUUUAGCAGACGCUUUUAUCCAAAGCGACUUACAGUGCAUUCAGGCUAUCAAUUUUUACAUAUCAUGUGUUCCCGGGGAAUCGAACCCCCAACCUUGCACUUGCUUGCUUGCUAACGCAGUGCUCUACCAGUUGAGCUACAGGAACAC
Carassius gibelio (silver crucian carp) is the source of this 2315-nucleotide messenger RNA. RefSeq names its product growth factor receptor-bound protein 14-like. The coding region runs from base 217 to 1791 and encodes 524 amino acids. The transcript is spliced from 16 exons. Gene Ontology annotation, cellular component: cytoplasm; plasma membrane. The record is from RefSeq and is a predicted model, not a curated record. Lineage: Eukaryota; Metazoa; Chordata; Actinopteri; Cypriniformes; Cyprinidae. Gene Ontology annotation, biological process: negative regulation of insulin receptor signaling pathway; insulin receptor signaling pathway.